AUGUCAUUUCAGCCCUAAAAAAACGGAUUCCACAAACAGAUACGACCGUUGGGCUCCUGAUUCAAACUUCUACCUCUGAUUCUUCAAAUUUCACCUCAUAAAACAAACUUCAACAAUACCAAUACAUCCACAACACACCAAGAACAAGAAAAUAUCUGAAGAAUCAAUUCAAGAAACCAUGAGAUUCCACUUUCAGGAACCAAAAUCUCCCAUCAACUAUGAAGAACAAGAAGAAGAUACUCAUGAAAACAGCUCCUACUACCCCGGUUGCAAGAAAAACGCCAACUGUAAAUGUGAAUUUUGCAUUGCCAGUAUCAAUGCAACCCUUGAUCUCGUACCCAAUAGCUCCUUAACUAAAUUCUCUUCUUCAAAACCCAAUUUCAAUAGCUACUCUCCAAUCACCUUUGAUUCUUCCAUUUUCAACACGCCAAGAAAAGGUUCUAGCUUUAUAGAACCACCGUCCAGUGCUAUCAUCAAAUCAAGUGCUAAAUCGAAUCAUGUUCAGAGAGUGGAGAUGAAGAACGAGGGAAAAAAGAGGGAUUUUUGCUCUGGUGUUGGUGUGUUGAAUGUGAUGAUGGUUUUGGGGUUUCUUUUGUUUACUGAUGUUGUUUUGUCGAAGGUUGUUUCUGUGGUUUAUCAACCUUCUUUGUCGCCGGAAUUAGUGAAAAGGGUUGGUGAGAAAUGUUUUCAAAUUCAAGAUUUGAAUGGAAAGUUGAGAUUUUUGCAGAAAGAAUUUGGGAAUGUUGUUCAUGGAAAAGUUUCAAACUGUAGUUUUACUGGUAGCUCAUGGGAUGUUAGCCAGGAUGGUCUGUUAUUGAAUUCAAGGUGCAAAUUGUAUAAAUCAGCAAUGGAGGAGGUUGUAAUUUGGGGUUGGCCUCUACAAACUGCUGGAAUGAUCACAACCGGGAUGUCUUCUCGGACCCUAACUAUCUUAUCAGGAAGAGUUACUGAGUGGAGUGAUGGACAAGUUAGCUAUUUGAUUCGAAAGGCUAAUACUUCAUGGAUACAACCAGAAUGGGGUGCCUCAGUAGUUCAACUAGAUCCUAACACUUGGAUUCUUGAAUAUCAAAGGAGCUCUAUUGUUGAUGGUAAAGGAUUGUUUUCUGCAGCAUUGGAGUUACUCAAACAUAGGAUUUCAAGGAAUAUUGACAAGAUGAAGAAAAAUUUCUGGCUUUUUGCUGUUAGCUUUGAAGAUAAUCGUAGCUACAAUUGGUUCGCAACAACAAACUAUGGGUCUAAAACCCCGACUUGAGGUGAAUAGUAACUAGAUUUAGGAGUUAAGUCAUUCUCAAUCAGCACAUACACCUUCAUGUCUUUUGAGGAGCUUCAAGUUCUUUACUGUAAAGGUUCUUUAACUUUGAUUUCAUCUGUCAAUUCUUGAUCAACAAUAUAUUUGGAAUCUCUUAGUAGUGUUCACCUUUGAGUAUGUUUU
Messenger RNA from Lathyrus oleraceus (garden pea), 1432 nucleotides. RefSeq lists its product as uncharacterized. The coding region runs from base 179 to 1252 and encodes 357 amino acids. The record is from RefSeq and is a predicted model, not a curated record. Gene Ontology annotation, cellular component: endoplasmic reticulum. Lineage: Eukaryota; Viridiplantae; Streptophyta; Magnoliopsida; Fabales; Fabaceae. The transcript is spliced from 3 exons.